AAAAUUGCAUAAUUCAAAAGGCAUUUUGAUACGUCAUAGACAUUUUUAGUUAGAUCAGUAUAGUGGUGUAGCUACUUAGUUGUCGAGGUGUCUAAUUAUUCUGAAAGAAAAUAUCGCAUAUACAAGGAAUGAUUAAAUAAUAUCUUUUGAUAUUCUUAACACAACAAGCCAGUGGCGGAGCCACAUUGUCAUUAGGGGGUUCAUUCGAAUUUUUUUCGGUGGAAAAUUAUAUUUUUUUUACAUGGUCAAAAUAAUUUUUUAGGUAUAUGUAGUAGAUGUCAAACCCCCUUCAACUAUUUCGUGUGUCUAUUUCUAUAAUUUUUGAACUCCUUACUGAUAAUUUUGACUCUGACACUGCAACAAGCUAUUGUAGGGUAGUAAUUUCAGAUGCUUGAAAUGAAACAGUGCUUGCGUGUUUGUGUUUGGAUCUCACAAGCAUCAAAUGUUUUCUCCACUUUUGUUGUGUUAUUUCUGAUGAAGUUUUUAACUCCGGCAUUAGAUUACAAGAUUUCGAAGUUAUUUCAUAAAUUUCGUUUGUUCGGAGGAGGGAAGAUAUUUUUAGAAUGUGAUAGUGUAUGGUACUACUGCCUUGUUUUGUUUUUGGGUACAUGUAUGGUACUACUGCCAUAUUUAUGAAACAUUUAAUAAUAGUGCAAUUUAUUAUAAAAAUAAAAGUAAUAGUAAUGUACAUAUAUUGGAAUUUCGGCUUGGAUCCUAUAAAAGAGGUUGUAGUCUCACGGACUUGAAGAAACACAACUCUGUCUCUCCAAAACUUUUCUCUUUCAUUCAUAUUUCAUCACACAACAAGAACAACAACACUAGCAAGUAUUUGUUGAGAAACAUAGGAUUACGAGUUUUUGAUUCCUUACCCCUUUUUUUUUUAGACCAUAUGGUAUUUCCCUUUAUUGUCCACUCAACCUUUUUAACCCUCACGCUUACACUAAAUCCUUUUUAGCUCUUCUUUCUUCCUUAGAGGUUCACUUUGUUAAAAGGGUUUUGCUUUGUUAUCACCUUCAAAACUUUGUGCUCCGUUUCUGUGAAGCUUGUGGUGCUCCUUCUACUUUCUUCUUUUCUUUUUGAUCCCUUUAACACUAUAUAUUCCAUCUUUUAACGAACCUUGCUCCUCUUUUUGUCAGAUGUCUUUGGUUCUCUCGUUCUCUUUCAAGCUUCCCUUUGACUAUUCCUUUCCUUUUUAAUACCUUCGCGCAGUGCCACUCUCAAAACAUUGUCAUCCUUAUUUUUAGUUAUUUCUGUUUUUACUUCAAAAAUAUGGAUCAUCACAGUUCGCUUUGUCCGAUCAAAUAUACCGAACACAAGAGAACAAUCAGAAAAGUUACUAAACCUUCCAUUAUUAAGCCUAAGAAGGUAUCAGAUAUUCGGAAAUCCUCGGAGUAUAAUCCGACUAUUCCGAGGACUGUACGGAUAUGUGUUACUGAUCCAGAUGCAACUGACUCUUCAAGUGAUGAAGAUGAGCUUUUUGGGCGUAAACGUGUGAAAAGAUACAUUAGUGAAAUCAGUAUUGAGAGUCAAUCAAUUAAUGAUGUGAAAACUUUGAGUAGUGGUAAUGGGAAGAAGCGAGUAGCUGAAGGUUCGCAAGCGAAGCAGAAGGCGUUGAAAGGGAAGGAAGUGGUGCAGCUACCGGCUGAUAAAACGGUUCGGAAGUUCAGGGGAGUGCGUCAACGGCCGUGGGGUAAAUGGGCUGCUGAAAUCAGAGACCCAGCGCGUCGCGUUAGGCUCUGGUUAGGUACUUACGAUACUGCUGAAGAAGCUGCUAUGGUUUAUGAUAAUGCAGCUAUUAAGCUCCGUGGACCAGAUGCUUUAACUAAUUUCAUCACUCCUCCAAUAAAAGAGAAGCCGGAAGUCAAUGUGGCUUCGAAUUCGGGCUACGAAUCUGGUGAUGAAUCACACAAUCUUUCUUCUCCUACCUCUGUUUUGCGGUUCAGAACUAGCGAAUCCAGUGAAGAAGCAGAACAACAAAGUGUGUCCGGGUCCGAACCAAUUCUCCAAGACAUAAAAGAAAAUUGCACAGUAUUGGUGGAAGAACCAAACAGUGAGCAAAACGUCGAACACCUUGAGUGCCAAGGCGAGACACUUACAGUCAUACCAGACUAUUCAAAUGAGUACUUACCCACAGACGUUUCCUUCUUAGAUGAUUAUUUCAACUUUGCAGAUGCAGAACAGUCACUGUUUAACGACACAACAAGUUUCACCAAUGAUGAUCUGUUUUCGUCUUGGGAUUUCACAAAUGACUUUGUGUUAGACCCAGAGAUUUGCAAAUAUGAUGAUUCAUUUCUAGACUUGGGUGCAUUAGAAGUGGAUAAUUAUUUCAAAGACAUUGGAGAUUUUUCCAGUGUUGAUGUACUAAUGGCGUUAUAGUUUUCCAAUCUACCAUUCAUUGUCUCCAGAUUGCCAGAGCUAUUGGCAAAAUUUUGUCUACCGGCGACAAUGAGAAAUCGACUAGUAUAAAGUUGUUUGUUUUUUAUUCUCCGUUUAAAGUUAACGGAGUGAAAUAGUAGAUUGUUAUUUUGAUAAUAAGUAGUGAGGCCCCUCUUCUGCAGUGUUUCAAUGUAGUAGUAAUGUUUUUACAUGAACUAAAUAUGAGAUGCUUAAUGUUCACUGAAA
Messenger RNA from Solanum pennellii, 2622 nucleotides. Its product is annotated as ethylene-responsive transcription factor CRF4-like. The transcript has a single exon. Gene Ontology annotation, molecular function: DNA binding; DNA-binding transcription factor activity. Gene Ontology annotation, biological process: regulation of DNA-templated transcription. Bases 1270 to 2376 code for a protein of 368 amino acids. The record is from RefSeq and is a predicted model, not a curated record. Lineage: Eukaryota; Viridiplantae; Streptophyta; Magnoliopsida; Solanales; Solanaceae.